CGAUCCAAAUAGAAACAAUCCACUUAAAAUAUCGAGUUUGCAUACAUAUAAAUGACAUCUUUGUUAGUUCUAUGUUGCAUUUUUAUAGCAUUUUCGCGUACUUUAGCUCACCAAGAGGGUGAAAUCUCAGAUGUAUCCAGAAUCUCAGAUGACAUGGAAGAAGAACAAAUAAGACGUAUACAUAAUGGCAGAAGGGAAUGGGAGUACGAAGGAAUCCCUAUCGAGUGGCCUAGCAGAAGAAAUAUUAAUGUGGAAAUUAGCAACACUCCAAAACCUACCUUCAACCCACCUCUCGAUCGCCGUUACCGUCGAAUCUACAAUGCAGACGAAUUGGCAAAUAUAGAGGACUACCCAUUCCUGGCUGCGCUGCUGGUGAACAAGCAGCUAUGGUGCGGUGGUGCUAUCAUAGACUCUGACAAGAUCUUGACUGCUGCACACUGUUUACAGCUACAAUACAAUAAUCGAUUCUUCCGUGAAUAUGUCAAAAUGUUGACUGUCCGAAUCGGCUCGACCAACGCGACCUCCGGCGGCAAUGUGUACCGAGUCACAGAGAUCUUCUUCCAUCCAAACUAUAAGCCAAACAAUCUGGAGUUCAAUUUUGCAGUGCUAGGAUUGCAUAAGAACAUAUCAUACGACAAGGAAGACAUAAAACUCUCGAAAAUAGAUUACUCCACUGACAAAAAGGUGCCGACUGAUAGCAACAUAACUUUUCUUGGAUGGGGUUCAGUAUUGAGUUCUGGUGGGCUCGGGGGCCAAGUGCUUCUCCAGAAGUUGGACCUGCCUGUCUACGAUCUAGCUGACUGCCAGGAAAUUUAUGGACGAGAUCUUGUUACAAGAACCAAUUUCUGUGCAGGCUAUAUAACGCUAGCCAAGAACGUAUGUAACCAUGACGCAGGUGGACCUGCGAUUAUGGACGGUCGAUUAGUCGGCAUCCUGUCUUUCUCCUCGAAGCGAUGCGACAUCGCGGACCAGCCUGCAGUUUUCUCGUCAGUAGAAGCCGUCGCAUCAUGGCUUGAGACUCUUGGCGAAAAGAAGCUGUCGUAAUUAAAUUAAUAUUUAUC
This is a messenger RNA of Pararge aegeria (speckled wood butterfly), 1061 nucleotides long. RefSeq names its product trypsin-7-like. The transcript is spliced from 7 exons. Bases 52 to 1044 code for a protein of 330 amino acids. Gene Ontology annotation, biological process: proteolysis. Gene Ontology annotation, molecular function: serine-type endopeptidase activity. NCBI's taxonomy places the organism in Eukaryota, Metazoa, Arthropoda, Insecta, Lepidoptera, Nymphalidae. The record is from RefSeq and is a predicted model, not a curated record.